AUGUCCGUGUCGGUGACGGAGCACCGGCACGGCGACAUGCACCACGGCACGAUGCGACGCCGCUGCCUCACGCGUGUGCUGCUCGCCGGGCCACAAGGCGACCUGGAGGCACUAGUGUCACGCAUGCCGCGUACGUGGUCACUGCAGCAGCCGCUGGAAAUGCUGCAGCCGGAGGCUGUGGAGGAGGAGAGGGCCAACACUGCAAGUGCAGCGGCAGCGACGAGGACGGAGAACGCCGGCUUGGCUGGCGGCAAGGUACCCGAUAAGAGUGCUGCCUCAGUGAUGAUAAGCUACUCCCCCGUGCGCGCGACACUCCCGCUAGCAGCGGCUGCCUCGGAGGAGGAGCGAGCGGAGGAGGACGUCGUCGACGUGGUGGCCGCUGUGGAAGAGAAGGCAGCGAUGAAGGCAGAUCUGCACAACAGCAGCGGCAGCGCCGUUGAACCUCCUUCUCUAGAGGGUACCCCGAACGUGCGCUUACACGCUGCUCAGGCACCGCACGAGGAGCAGCAGGAAGAGGGUGACUGUGGCGUUGUGGUCGCUCAUGAGGCCCCAGCGCUGACCGAGGACGGGAUCCCCGGCGCUGAUAGCGCUGUCGUCCGUGCGGCCGAGGUGGCGGCGACUCUGGACAUUGGCAGCCAACUGGCGGAGGCCGCGCCGUGCGCAGACAGGGCCUCCCUGGACUCAUCUGCCGCACUGCCAGUGUCACAGGUGCCGGAGUAG
Molecule: messenger RNA, 720 nt
Organism: Leishmania major strain Friedlin
Lineage: Eukaryota; Euglenozoa; Kinetoplastea; Trypanosomatida; Trypanosomatidae
Exons: 1
Coding region: 1-720 (239 amino acids)
Source: RefSeq, a predicted model, not a curated record